Diutina rugosa is the source of this 1059-nucleotide messenger RNA. Its product is annotated as zinc-dependent alcohol dehydrogenase. Lineage: Eukaryota; Fungi; Ascomycota; Pichiomycetes; Serinales; Debaryomycetaceae. The record is from RefSeq and is a predicted model, not a curated record. Gene Ontology annotation, molecular function: oxidoreductase activity; zinc ion binding. The coding region runs from base 1 to 1059 and encodes 352 amino acids. The transcript has a single exon.
AUGUCCAUCCCUAAGACCCAGACCGCAGCCAUCUUCCACACCCCGGGAAAGGACCUCCACCUCGACACCAUCGCCGUGCCCACCCCCCAGCCCAACGAGCUCCUCGUCAAGCUCAAGUACUCGGGCGUGUGCCACACCGACUUGCACGUCUACCACAACGACUUCCCCAUCGAGUUGAAGCUUGAGCCGUGCCUCGUGGGUGGCCAUGAAGGCGUGGGCGAAGUUGUCGCCAUGGGCUCGGCUGUCACUGGAUGGGAGCUCGGCGACUUGGCGGGCAUCAAGUGGCUCUACUCGCUGUGCCAGCGGUGUGAGUGCUGCAUCAAGGGCGACGAGCUGCUGUGCCCUCACGCCGUGUUGUCUGGUGCUACUCACGACGGGCUGUUCCAACAAUACGCCACCGCUGAUUUCAUCCAGGCGGCACGUAUCCCUAAGGGGACGGACGAAGCGGCAGUGGCGCCGAUCUUGUGUGCUGGUGUUACGGUGUACAAGGCGUUGAAGACGGCCAAUUUGGUCCCCGGGAACUGGGUGGCGAUCUCGGGCGCUGGCGGUGGUCUUGGUUCCCUUGCCGUACAAUACGCUAAGGCAAUGGGGUUACGGCCUUUGGCUAUCGAUGGUGGCGACGCUAAGGGCGCAUUGGUGAAGAAGUUGGGCGCCGAAGUGUACCUUGACUUUACCAAGGAAAAAGACAUGGUCCAGGCGGUGAUUGAUGCUACUGGUGGUGGGGCUCAUGGCGCCAUUAACGUGCUGAUUUCUCCACAGGCGAUGAACCAGCUGGUGGAGUACUUGCGCUCCAACGGUACCCUGGUGCUUGUGGGUUUACCUAAAGGCGCCGAAGUGACGGUGCCGGUGUUUAGCGCCGUCGCCCGCUCCGUUAGUGUUCGUGGCUCUUACGUUGGUAACCGCCAGGACACCGCGGAAGCCAUUGAUUUUUUCGCGCGCGGGUUGAUCACGUGCCCCAUCGAGGUGGUGCCAUUGGGCCAGUUAUCGCAUGUGUAUGACCGGUUGGCCAAGGGCGAUGUCGUCGGCAGAGUCGUCGUUGACCUCGAAAAAGUUGAGUAA